Messenger RNA from Culicoides brevitarsis, 2152 nucleotides. Its product is annotated as ethanolaminephosphotransferase 1. The record is from RefSeq and is a predicted model, not a curated record. Gene Ontology annotation, cellular component: Golgi apparatus; endoplasmic reticulum membrane. The transcript is spliced from 10 exons. NCBI's taxonomy places the organism in Eukaryota, Metazoa, Arthropoda, Insecta, Diptera, Ceratopogonidae. Gene Ontology annotation, biological process: phosphatidylethanolamine biosynthetic process. The coding region runs from base 764 to 2062 and encodes 432 amino acids. Gene Ontology annotation, molecular function: ethanolaminephosphotransferase activity.
UCGGUUCGUAUCACGAAAAAAAAAUUAAAUUUAUUCAAAAAUUAGAAUAGACAAUUAUUAAAUUCUUCUUUAUUUUUACUUUUACAACUUUUGUGUAUUUUUAUCGUUUACACAUUUUUUUUUUCUUUACAAAAAACAAACAAACACGACGCGUUAACAAAACUGUAGUUCGUGCAACUGAAUCUGGAACAAUAAAUGGAUGAUAAUACGAUCAGCACAAUAAAAUUGCAUCUUUUAUAGAUUUAGCGAACAAUCAGCAACUUGUAACACGCAAAAAAUAAAAAUCACGGAAAAAACAUACAAAUUUAAUGAGUUGCAAAAAAAAAGUAAAACGAAGAAAUAUUGAGCAAGUGUAAAAGCCGGAUGCAAAAAUUAAAGAAGAUUGUCAGGCCAGACGACGAGCACGAGAGUCUGUAGUGUUUAAAUUCAGAAAUAAAUAGAAAAAUACGCGUGCUUUGUUAUCAGUGUGACGACUCGGUGAUACUACACUUUUAUAUUGCCCGGCAAAAAUUUUACUUUCAGUCGGUCACUCACUCACAAUUUUUUAUUAUUCUUUUUUUUUUUGUUAUAAAUAAAUAAAUUCAAGAAAGAACGAAGGAAAGAGAGAAAAAACUCACAUAUUUAUAGAAAUAGAUAACAAAAGUAACUAUGAAUGGUGUGACAUUUGAAUCAUUUUAAUAUUUAUAGAGCAGUGAGUUACAAAGUUUUUUCAGUAAUUAAAUUAUUAUUUUGUAUCAAAAAAAAAAGUGAAUUUGAAGAAAAAAUGUUAGGAAUAAAAUAUUUAAGUGAAGCUCAUUUGAAGGGCUUCGAUAAGUACAAGUACAACUGUGUCGACAAAUCAUGGUUUAGUAACAAUGUGAUGCACCCUUUUUGGAACAAAUGUGUGACAUAUUUCCCUCGAUGGCUCGCCCCAAAUCUCAUCACAUUCAGCGGAUUUCUCCUCACAAUCCUAAAUUUCUUCCUCAUCGCGUACUACGAUUACGACUUUCACGCUGCUGAUGCCGAAAAAUACCGCAACGAACCGAAUCCGAUACCGAGAUGGGUCUGGUUAGUUGCAGGAAUAAAUUUAUUUGUCGCUUAUACAUUAGAUGGCAUUGAUGGGAAACAAGCACGUCGUACAGGCACGAGUUCCCCGCUGGGCGAAUUAUUUGAUCACGGAUUAGAUUCCUAUUCGACCUCUAUUAUCCACAUUUACAUGUUCAGCUUGUUCGGAAGACAGGAUUUCUCCCCCAUACGGAUGCAUUUUAUCGUAAUUGCGGGCGUCGUGAACUUUUACAUCACGCAUUUCGAGAAAUAUAACACCGGGAUUAUGUAUUUGCCGAUUGCUUAUGACUAUGUCAUGUGUAGCGUUUGCUUAUCGCUCGCUUUCACGACGAUAAUUGGACCGUGGAUUUGGACAACGGAGUAUUUCGGGAUAUUGCCGAGACAAUUUUUCGAAGUUUUGCUUUACACAUCGGGUCCUGUGACGAGUUGGUGGGUUACGGGAAGGAAUAUUUAUCUAGGGUACAAAAAUAAAACUGGCAAAAUGAGACCUUUUUGGGAAGCAGCUCGCCCAUUGAUGCCCUUGAGUUAUUUGAUCUUUAUUACGACAAUUUGGGCCUUUUUCAGCGUCAACGAGAUAAUUAUGGACCAACCAAGACUUUUUUUCAUCUUAACGGGAACACUUUUCUCAAAUAUUUGUUGUCGCUUGAUCGUUGCGCAAAUGAGCGAUACCGUAACUGAACGUUUCAAUGCCUUACUUUAUCCAACGACGCUUUGUGUGAUAGUAUCUUGCUUCCCAUAUGCCUUGCUGAACCUUCAGCCAAUCACUUUGGAGGUCGAACGAUGGAUUAUUUACGUUUUAACGGGAUUUGUGACACUCGCGCACAUUCAUUACGGAGCAGGAGUUGUCUGCGAAAUGUGCGAUCACUUCAAAAUCCGCUGCUUUAAGAUUGCAGAUUAUAGUGACAUCUGUUCAACCAGUAGCAGUUGCAGUUCAAGCAGUGCCAGCACCUGUCUCGGAAAGUAUGGAAAAUCAAGUCUGAAGAAACACGACAGCUUAGAUAAAAUUCUGACAGAGUGAUUUUUGCAACGAAAAUUCCAAAGAAAUUGACUUAAAAUAAUUUUUAUACUCCAAAAAUAUUGAAAAUGUGCCAGUUUAAAAUUAAAAUUU